Molecule: messenger RNA, 3092 nt
Organism: Physcomitrium patens
Lineage: Eukaryota; Viridiplantae; Streptophyta; Bryopsida; Funariales; Funariaceae
Product: arogenate dehydratase/prephenate dehydratase 6, chloroplastic
Biological process (GO): L-phenylalanine biosynthetic process
Cellular component (GO): cytoplasm; chloroplast
Molecular function (GO): prephenate dehydratase activity; arogenate dehydratase activity
Source: RefSeq, a predicted model, not a curated record
GUGAAUUCGGAAGUGCGGCGGUUUGAAUAUUCUUCACACUCCGGGGCUUGGCAAUCACGCGGAUCGGAGGUUUUGUUCCAUAACUCCGAGGUUUCGCAUUCAUGUGGUGCAUGAGAAUGAGUGAGCUGGAAAACGGAGGAACGAAGUCGCAGUGGAAUCGAUGGUUGAGAUGGAGUGUAGCGGGCCCGGGAUGGGAGAAGCCUGCGAGAAAGCACCGCGGUGGCGAAAAGUAGCGUGGAUAAGUUGACUGGGGGGUUCACCGAAGCGGUUAGAGACGAAGGCCUAUUCAAAUCUGUACAGCGCAGCCUCCGAGAGGCCUCGAUCUGCACCAUUUCUGCUUUCGCCCCCCUUCGACGCUUGUGUUUCAUGUGCAGUUGGGAGAGCUCCACAGCGCUUCCCUUGAAAUUCAUUCCUAGUUGCCGUUAUCCGUGUUGCUGGGGGAGCCUCUUUGGCUCCGAGACGUCCGAUUUCUAAAGUGCCUCAGCCAGGGUGUAGCGUAGGGCAAGUUUGUUCACGGAAGUUUGAUCUUUCAUCUCCAGUUGAUGUUCGUUCAAGAGAGAUGCGACUAGUUUUUCUGUUGUGUUUGUGAAUUUGUGUGAUGCCUUGCAUAAGUGCGUAGAUUGCUACACAAACUUUUUUCCUUGGGCCUGAUACCCUCGGCACGGACAAAUCUUAGUGUAGGUUGUGAGCAGGAGUGUUCAUAAGAAGUGCUAGAUGUGAGUGGACUCAAGGUCUGCAAUGAUCAUCAGUAGUUUUUUUAAAGAAACCCCUUGGAACUACCUGAAUUCUGUGUUUGCGCAACUCAGUGGAAUUUAGGAAUCCGCUUGUUAAUCUGCGCUACAGAGUGUGAGAAGUUCAUAGAUUGACAAUUUUGUUGGCGUGUGUUUGGUAAAAUCUUCUUUGUCGCGCCCUUCGUGUGCAGUGCUACGUACUCCAGGGGAAAGGCCGUAGGGUGGGAAGAACCACUCUUUGUAAUUAGCGUGGUGAUUAGCAACCUGAAUCAGCUUGUAAGUUGUAAGAUUUUUCUCACUGGUACUGUUGGGCUACAGCGGCAGAUCAAGCACCAUGGCGUUGAAGAUAUGCCCUGGCGAUAAAUUGUUGAGGAUUGAAUCGUUUCCCAUAGUCGGAAAUGCGCCGAAUGGAAAGAAGACGCUUGGAUGGUUGGGAACGGCCACACGGAUAGUGUUGCAGAGGACGAGCGACAAUAAGAAAGCCCUUAGCUGCAGAGCUGCUGCAUCCAGUUCAUGGCCAGCAUCGAACGCUUUUCUGCAGAAGGUGACACAAAAUGGGGCGAGUCGGAAGGAGGAUAAGUCUGAGCCAGAGCAUGGCUUGACGCAAUUUCAGGAGGUUUUGGACACGCAAGCGGCGUCGAAUGGAACCACUCUGGAAGUGUCGACUAGUCAGAUGGUGAGUUUGCACCUGCCGAAGCCAUUGUCUAUAACUGAUAUCGGUGUACUACCGCCGCGAGAAACUGCCGAUCUGCGAGUUGCAUAUCAGGGGGUUCCAGGGGCGUACAGUGAAGCAGCAGCGGCAAAGGCGUACCCGCGUUGUGAAGCAGUUCCAUGCGAGCAGUUUGAGGCAGCAUUUUCGGCGGUGGAGCUCUGGUUGGUGGACAGAGCGGUGUUACCGGUAGAAAAUUCCCUAGGAGGCAGCAUCCAUCGCAAUUACGACCUUCUUCUCCGUCAUCGCUUGCACAUAGUUGGCGAAGUGCAGCUCGGCAUUCACCACUGCCUCAUGGGCAUUCCGGGUGUGAAGAAGGAGGAACUGCAGCGAGUGGUGAGUCAUCCUCAAGCUCUAGCGCAGUGCGAGCAGACUUUGACCAAAUUGGGCGUCACGCGCGAAGCGGUAGACGAUACAGCUGGGGCAGCACAAUUCAUCGCCGCUCACAACCUCCGCGAUACGGGAGCUGUUGCGAGCGCCCGCGCUGCGGAGAUUUACGGACUCGAAAUUUUGAUGGACGGGAUCCAAGACGAUUUGGAUAACGUUACCCGGUUUCUCAUGCUUGCCAGGGAGCCCGUCAUGCCCAGAACCGACCGAAAAUUCAAAACCAGCAUCGUGUUCACCUUGGAGGAAGGACCUGGCGUCCUCUUCAAGGCACUCUCAGUUUUCGCCCUCCGGGACAUCAAUCUCACAAAAAUCGAAAGCCGGCCUCAGCGGAAGAGACCACUGCGGGUUGUCGACGACAGCAACAACGGCUCCGCCAAGUACUUCGACUACCUCUUCUACAUCGAUUUUGAGGCAUCCAUGGCCGACGUCCGCGCCCAGAACGCUUUGGGACAUUUACAAGAGUUCGCCACUUUCUUAAGAGUUCUAGGUAGUUAUCCCAUGGAUAUGAGUCCCAUGAGAGCUUAGAAACAACAACAACCCCAUGCGGCUCUCCCUGAACACACACUGGGCUGUGCACCAAGUCCUGGUAUUAACUUGUGAGAUCGAUACUCGCAACAUGUCGAUGAAGUUCUCCCUCAUGAGUCUUUCAGUGAGUCUGUCUGAGACCUGUUACCGGUUGUCGUCAAAUCAAAGUCCCCCCCUCCCUCCCUCACUUCCUCCCUACCCAUAUCUGUAAAUUUAUUACCGUUCCUGCGGCGAUGUAAUGUAUAGCGAUCAGUCUAGCCUUAGCUCAGGGAUAAGUAAACAUUCAGGCGCCUCUACAAUUGACGGAACCGAUGAGCCUGCUUUUAUCUGGUCCUCAUUCUCAUCGAAUUCCUCCUGUUUGCCUUUGAAGUAAAGCUGCCAACUCAUUGUUGGAACCCCCCGAGUGCCGCGCUCUUCUUCUGUAUUAUCAAUCCCUCCGCCCGUGCUUGCGACCAUUCACUUCUUCACCCUUAGCACAAUCAAUCAAACCAUGCACAGUUCCGUUAUUUCAAUCUUCUAGAAACGCUCGCUUUGACCGCCGAUCAGGCUUGACAGACUGCGAUGUCGACGUUGACUUUUCCCAGUUCAACUUAUUGUCUGUGUUGCUUUGAAACUGAACCGGAUAUGUCUCGGCACCGCCAAGUCAACCACGAUGCUAGAAAGUAGCAUAGAGAUAGUGCAUUUUGCCCACUGUGAACCACAAGAACUUAAAACCAACAAGAAAUACAUAUAUUUGUAUA